Bufo bufo (common toad) is the source of this 2117-nucleotide messenger RNA. RefSeq lists its product as uncharacterized. Lineage: Eukaryota; Metazoa; Chordata; Amphibia; Anura; Bufonidae. The coding region runs from base 577 to 1563 and encodes 328 amino acids. The record is from RefSeq and is a predicted model, not a curated record. The transcript is spliced from 2 exons.
GUGCGUCCGAUCCUGGAUCUGAAACUUCUCAACAAGUUUCUACAGGUGCGGAAGUUUCGCAUGGAGUCCCUCCGCUCCGUUAUUGUUUCUCUGCUUCCAGGAGAAUUUCUCGCGUCUGUGGACAUUCAAGACGCCUACUUGCACGUCCCUAUUGCAGAGUCUCACCAUCGUUUUCUGCGUUUUGCCAUCUGGGGUCGUCAUUACCAGUUCGUCGCCCUGCCUUUUGGGUUGGCGACCGCCCCUCGAGUUUUUACCAAGAUUCUGGCGCCUCUAAUGGUGCUUCUUCGCACCAGGUGCAUCUCUUUGUUGCCCUACCUGGACGACAUCUUGAUAAAAGCCCCGUCUCUUCCACAGGCCGAGGACAGCGUCCGAAUCACUGUUCAAUCCCUAGAACGGUUCGGUUGGCUGAUCAAUCUCCCCAAGUCCUCUCUGCGCCCCUCCCAGAGACUCUCUUUCCUGGGGAUGGUCUUGGACACUUCGGUUUCUCGGGUGUUUCUUCCGGAUUCCAAGUCCUCCCAGAUUCGGCUGGCAGUGUAGCUCCUUCUACGAUCUCCGCGUUCCACCAUUCGGGAGUGCAUGCGGGUUCUGGGCCUUAUGGUUGCCUCCUUCGAGGCGAUUCCGUAUGCCCAAUUCCACACUCGACCGCUACAACAGAUGAUCCUUGCCCUCUGGGACAAGACCUCUCGGGGUCUGGACGCUCCCGUCCGCCUGUCCCGGCAAGUUCGGGCGUCUCUCCCUUGGUGGCAGUCCUCUCUGAACCUAUCGUCAGGAAGGUCCUUCCUUCCAUUCUCCUGGACGAUAGUCACCACCGAUGCUAGCCUCAUCGGUUGGGGAGGCGUUCUCCGGAACCUCACAGUUCAGGGGGUCUGGUCGACGGAGGAAUCCCGUCUACCGAUAAACGUUUUGGAGCUGAGGGCGAUUUUCCACUCCCUCUCCCACUGGACUCCUCUCCUUGCAACUCGUCCGGUGCGUGUUCAGUCGGACAAUGCCACGGCUGUGGCUUACGUCAAUCAUCAGGGCAGGACCCGCAGUCGGGCAGUGAUGCGGGAAGUGGCGAGGAUCCUCCUAUGGGCAGAGUCUCAUGUUCCAGUAUUGUCGGCGGUGUACAUUCCAGGAGUCGACAACUGGACGGCGGAUUUUCUGAGUCGCACCAAGGUGGAUCCGGGAGAGUGGUCUCUACAUCCAGAGGUGUUCGAGGACAUCUGCCACCGAUGGGGCCAUCCAGACGUGGAUUUAAUGGCAUCCCGGCUCAACAACAAGGUGCCGGUGUUUCUGGCCCGCGCUCGGGACCCGCGGGCGUACGGAGUAGACGCGCUGGUGUCUCCAUGGCAGCGAGUCAGCCUCCUCUAUGUCUUCCCUCCACUUCCUCUGUUGCCGAAGUGCUGCGCAAGAUCGAGGCGGAGGGGAUACCGACCAUUCUCAUCGCCCCAGAUUGGCCUCGCCGCGCCUGGUUCUCAAACGUCGCUCGAAUGCUGGCGGACGUUCCGUGGCCUCUUCCCGACAGAGAGGAUCACCUGUCUCAGGGACCGCUCUUCUACCAGAAUUCACGGCAGCUGCGUUUAAUGGCGUGGCUAUUGAGACCUCCAUCCUGAGGAAGAGGGGGUUCUCUGAUGCGGGGGUGAGAACCAUGAUCAGGGCUCGGAAACCGGCUUCUUCACGGAUCUAUUAUCGCACCUGGAGGGCCUAUCUGACCUUUUGUGAGAAAUCGGGUUUUCCGCCCCUUCGUUUCUCUGUCCCAGUGGUGCUGUCUUUUCUCCAGUCCGGCCUCGAGGUGGGGCUGUUGCUCAGUUCUUUGAAGGGUCAGGUUUCGGCCCUGGCUGUCUUUUUUCAAAGGUCCAUUGCCUUUUUGGGACCUGUGAGAACCUUCCUGCAGGGGGUGGCGUAUUUGGUUCCUCCGUAUGUUCCUCCCUUGCCCCCCUGGGAUCUCAACUUGGUCCUGCGUGCCCUUCAGGCGGCGCCUUUUGAGCCUCUGAGGGAGGUCUCGCUGGUCUUACUCACCUGGAAGGUAGUUUUUCUGGUGGCCAUAACCUCCAUCAGGCGGGUUUCGGAGCUGGCCGCACUUUCCUGCCAGGAGCCUUUUCUGAUUUUUCACCAGGAUAAAGCUACUUUCACACUAG